AAGCUAAAGUGGCCAUCGUGAUAACUGAGAGUGCAACGUAUGCGGAUGUUUGUCAUAAUAACGUUCGAAGAAGUUUAUCUUUGCUAGGUUAUAAAUGUAAACUUAUUUUAUUUAUAUUUUACCAUAAAUAAUGAGUAUAUUGCCAUUCCACAAUGAAAUAUAUUAAGAUAUAAGUAAUAUAAACAAUGUGACAGAUUACCUAAAGAGUUGAUUAUUAAUAGCUAAGCAAUAGUCUAGUAAAUUAUAUAUAACUUUUGUGGAAGGAACCGAGUCGAAAAUACCUGUGUCCACGUCGCGACCACAAUUGGGCGGGCCGAUUGACGUGGACAAUUUUUAAAACAAUCAAAUUUUUAACUAGUUUUUUGAGCGAUGAACUAUUGUUAAAUUAUACACUCAGGUGGUUAAAUUGUGAAUAUUUAAAAAAUUUGUGAAGCAACUUAGAUGAACUUAACGUAUCAUGAAAAACCAAAAAUAUUUACCAUAAAAUAUUUAUUUACUACCUGAGAAGUCACGAAACCUCAUUUAAUGACAAAAAUAAGAUAAAAAAACGACAUAUUUUAUCAAGUUUUUAAUAUCAUAAACAAGCAACUACAAUGUUCCGAUCCAAAAUUCGUAUUCACACUUGUCGAGUGAUACUUCUAACUUCUCUAGUAUGGUUUUUAGUAGACGUAAUGAUACUCAUGUUUUACUCAGAUUGUAUUGGUAAAUCUGGAUGGGGAUGUUCUGACAAUAAAGUAACAGAUCUCGCAGAAAGUUCAUCUCGUGCUGACAAUUUAAUAAGUAAUGAAAUUAAAACUACUAAUAAUUAUGAUCAUAGACGAUAUAAACAAUCAGAAUUGCAACUAUGGCGACCAGCAAAAGUAAUAAGAGAAAAUAAAGGAAGUCCUGGAGAAUUAGGAACAGCAGUUCGAAUUCCACCAGAAAAUGAAGCAAAACAACAAGAACUCUUCAAAUUGAAUCAAUUUAAUCUUAUGGCAACGGAUAUGAUUUCAUUGAAUCGUUCAUUAAAAGAUAUCAGAUUAGAAGGAUGUAAAAACAAAAAGUAUCCUAAGUACUUACCCACAACAAGUAUUGUAAUUGUUUUCCAUAAUGAAGCUUGGAGCACAUUACUUCGUACAGUCUGGUCUGUUAUCAAUAGAUCACCUAGAUCAUUAUUAAAAGAAAUAAUUCUCGUUGAUGAUGCCAGCGAGCGAGAACAUUUGAAACAAGAUCUUGAAAAUUAUAUAAGUACGUUACCUAUUCCGACGUACGUUUUACGUACCGGAAAACGAUCUGGGUUAAUUAGGGCCAGACUAUUAGGAGCUAAGCAUGUGAAAGGGCAAGUAAUAACAUUUCUUGACGCUCAUUGUGAAUGUACAGAAGGUUGGCUUGAGCCAUUAUUAGCAAGAAUUGUUGAGAAUCGAUCAACUGUAGUCUGCCCGAUAAUAGACGUUAUUAGUGAUGAUACAUUUGAAUAUAUUACUGCGAGUGAUAUGACAUGGGGAGGCUUUAAUUGGAAACUGAAUUUUAGAUGGUAUCGAGUAGCUCAAAGAGAAAUGGAUCGGCGUAAUGGAGAUCGCACCGCACCAUUACGAACCCCUACAAUGGCAGGUGGUCUCUUUUCUAUUGAUAAAGAAUAUUUUUAUGAAAUUGGAGCGUAUGAUGAAGGAAUGGAUAUUUGGGGAGGUGAAAACCUUGAAAUGAGUUUUAGAGUAUGGCAAUGUGGUGGUACUUUAGAAAUCAGCCCAUGUUCACACGUAGGUCAUGUAUUUCGUGACAAGAGUCCAUAUACAUUCCCAGGUGGCCUCAGCAAGAUCAUACUUCGGAACACUGGUAGAGUAGCUGAGGUCUGGUUGGAUGAGUGGAGAGAAUUUUACUAUUCCAUGAACCCAGGUGCUAGAAGUGUCCCAGUGGGUGAUGUAUCUGAGCGUGUAAAAUUACGUGAAAAAUUGAAGUGUAAAAGCUUCAGAUGGUACUUAGAAAACAUUUAUCCAGAAUCUCCUAUGCCUUUGGAUUACUAUUACUUAGGUGAUAUUAAAAAUUUAGAAAUGCGCAAUUGCUUAGAUACAAUGGGAAGGAGAACAGGAGAGAAUGUUGGGUUGAGUUAUUGUCAUGGUCUUGGUGGUAAUCAGGUGUUUGCCUACACCAAGCGACAACAAAUAAUGUCAGAUGACAUGUGCCUUGAUGCGGCAAGCCCUCAAGGCCCUGUUAAAAUCGUUCGUUGUCACGGGAUGGGAGGAAAUCAGGCGUGGUCUUAUAAUGAAGAGACAAAAAUGAUUAGGCAUACAAACACCGGACAUUGUCUAUCGGUGCCUCAAACAGGAGAAGAUGUAACAACACCGAUUUUGACACCAUGUGACGCUCACAAUUCGAGCCAAAAGUGGAUAAUGGCUAGUAAAUUCAAAUGGCAAGCUAGCUAAUAUCAGGUAGCUUACAUAGACAAAAAUAUUACUCAACACUUGUUAAUAUAUUUAUUAAAUUCUAACUUGCCGACUGACUCUAAAAGAGCUUUGGAAACCAGGUGAAUGAAAAUCUAAAAUAGUCUUAGGUCUGUCCGGAAAUAGUCAAAAUUAACUAAAAUUUUUAAUGUUUUAUUGAGUCAAUAAGCUUUAUCAGUAUAUUAAUAUUACAAAUAUAUGAAAAAAAAAAAAAAAAAAAAAAAAAAAAAAAAAAAUAAUUGACUACAGUAUGAAUUAACUACUGCCAUUUCUCAUGGUGAACAAGGAGUCUUUAAUUUAAAGAAAUAUAAACUGCAGUUACUGUUAAUAAAGAUUUCAAUAAUUAAAAGUGCUAGAGUGUAAGUAAAUGGUUGUUGAACCAUGAAAAUUAAAGCAUAUCAAACAUCUGUUAAGAAUAAAUAAUUGUUACUACACGGAAAAAAAUAGAUGACAAAUAAUAAUUUAUUAUUGAUGAAUCGCAGGGAAUAAGUGCAAUUUUUAUAAAAAAAAAAAUUCUUUAAUAUAAAAAAUAUACAAACGCAAUAGCAUCGUAAGUGUCUAAGCUAUGAUCGAUCGAAUGUUUUUGAAUGCAAUGACGAGUUAACUAAUUUUAUUUAUUAGAUUAUAGCGAUUUAUGUAAACUUUAUUAGAGUAUAAGAAAACGGAUUAAAUUAUUUUAUACUGUUAAAAAAGUUUAAAAUUAAAAAAAAAAUUUAGUAAAUGAACAUUGGGUCGUGUUGCUGCAAUCUAUACGAAAAAUAAUUUUUUCAAAUACAAAAAAGACUGUACUUAUUCUCCAAAUUCGCUAUUGUGAUUUCAGAUUACUAUUAGCCAAUAUCGAGCUUACGCGUUUACGCUACGAAAUCUCUAGAAAUGUUUUUAUUUUACGAAACUCAGUCUAUUUUACAAAACUCAGUCUAUUUUACAAAACUCAAUCUAUUUAAAGAAAAUUUAUAAUUACUCUAUUUUACACUCUUUAUAAUUAUUUUUUAUUCUGAAAGUUAUAAAUAUUCAUUCUCUAUAGUUGUUAUAUGUUCAUUAUUUUUUUCAAUCGUGUGAAUAUGAAUUUUUCUGAGUGAGUUAUUCUUUAUUCAAUAUUACAAUAAAAUAUUGUGAUUGUUGGUUAUUUUGUUUUUUCUUUGAUGAUACAUUGGUUCUUAACUACUGUCGUUAUAUCUCAUUGGUGCAUAAUCAUUAUUUGAGAUCA
Microplitis demolitor is the source of this 3624-nucleotide messenger RNA. RefSeq names its product polypeptide N-acetylgalactosaminyltransferase 5 (gene Pgant5). The record is from RefSeq and is a predicted model, not a curated record. The transcript has 9 exons. Lineage: Eukaryota; Metazoa; Arthropoda; Insecta; Hymenoptera; Braconidae. Gene Ontology annotation, cellular component: Golgi apparatus. The coding region runs from base 594 to 2399 and encodes 601 amino acids.